Messenger RNA from Microthlaspi erraticum, 576 nucleotides. The record is from the annotation of a GenBank genome assembly. Lineage: Eukaryota; Viridiplantae; Streptophyta; Magnoliopsida; Brassicales; Brassicaceae.
AUGUUCCGCUCGGCCAAAUCCAUCCGUCCGUCUGAAGUCUCGGCCAAAGUCCAAACCGGCCGAUCACGCAUCACGACCCGGGAAACAUUGUCCCGCGGUCGGCCACGCCACAACGCUCACGCCAGCCGCGCACGACCAAGCCGCGCGAGCCGGGAAAAAGCCUCGCGGCCGCGCAACCCAUCUCGCGUACCACGGCCGAUGCGCCGUCCGAGCCGGGAAGAACGUCCCACGUCCGGCCGAGAAACAUCGGCCAAGUCCAUUCACCGUCCGACCACGCGGCCGACCACGAAUCCGUCCGGCCCGACCGUUCCUCGACUCGGCCAUGACCGACUGUCCGGCCGAUCGUCCCGACCGACCGUCCCAACGCCGCGGUGCAUGACUAGGAGGUCCAACAAGGACAACCUAGUUGAACAUCCAGAGAUAGACAAGCUUGAGAAGCAACUUAGGAAGCAGAAAGCCCAAGAGAUGGCCGACGAAGCAGCUCGCGCUCACGCCGCUGAAGUGGCGCGCGCUCAAGAAGAAGGAAGAGAUCCACCUCCUCCUCCUCCUAAUCCACAAGACCUGCUGGAGAUGUGA